GCCGAAGAGACGCAAAAGGUCGGUGCCUGACUACACGCCCUUUUGAAUUGUCCUGUAGCUGGAGGAGGGCAACCGGCUUUGGGUCCAACUGCGGGGCUUCGGUGCUGCGGGGCUCCCCAUGAUCAGCACCAUGGCUGGGUCGUCACACCGCGUAACGCUCGGACCGCUGGUUGCUGCCAUCGACCAGGGCACCAGUUCCACGCGGUUCUUGGUGUUCAAUUCCAAAACGGCAGAACUCCUCAGCCAUCACCAGGUGGAGAUAAAACAGAGCUUCCCCAAAGAAGGAUGGGUGGAGGAAGACCCCAAAGAAAUCUUGCAGUCUGUAUACGAGUGCAUGGAGCGCACAUGUGAAAAGCUCACACAACUCAAUAUCGACAUCGCAAAUAUUAAAGCGAUUGGAGUGACCAACCAAAGAGAAACCACACUCGUUUGGGACAAAGAAACCGGGGAGCCGCUGUACAACGCAAUCGUUUGGCUUGACCUGCGGACUCAAUCCACAGUUGAGAGUCUGAUCAACAAAACACCAGGGAGGAAUAAAAACCACUUGAAGCAUAAAACAGGCCUCCCCAUCAGCACUUACUUCAGCGCGGUGAAACUUCGCUGGUUGAUGGACAAUGUCGACGACGUUCACAAAGCUGUGCUUUGUCACCGCGCCAUGUUUGGCACCGUGGACUCUUGGCUCAUUUGGUGUUUAACCGGAGGCAAAUCCGGAGGGGUCCACUGCACCGAUGUGACCAAUGCCAGCCGGACCAUGUUGUUCAACAUUCACACAAUGGACUGGGACCCGGAGCUGUGCAAAUAUUUUGGCAUCCCAAUGGAGAUUCUGCCCCGAGUGAGAAGUUCUUCUGAAAUCUACGGCCUCAUGAAAAUAAGUUCUCGCUGGAAAUCAGGAGCGCUUUCUGGCAUUCCCAUUUCAGGGUGUCUUGGCGAUCAGUCGGCAGCGCUGGUUGGGCAGAUGUGCUUCCAGGACGGGCAAGCCAAAAACACGUAUGGAACAGGCUGCUUUUUGCUACGCAACACUGGCCCCAAGCCUGUCAUGUCCGAGCACGGGCUUCUCACCACCGUGGCUUACAAACUGGGUCGAGACAAACCCCCCUGCUACGCCUUAGAGGGUUCCGUGGCCAUCGCGGGAGCCGUGGUCCGUUGGCUGCAGGACAAUCUCGGCAUCAUCGAGUCGUCCGAGGAGCUCGAGAAAUUGGCCGCAUCGGUUGGGACAUCCUACGGUUGUUAUUUUGUUCCUGCUUUCUCGGGCCUUUAUGCGCCGUACUGGGAGCCCAGUGCGAGAGGGGUCAUUUGCGGCUUAACCCAGUUUACAAAUAAGAGUCACCUCGCUUUCGCCGCGUUGGAAGCGGUCUGCUUCCAGACACGAGAGAUUCUGGACGCCAUGAAUCAGGACAGCGGCAUCCCACUCACCCAGCUGCAGGUGGACGGGGGUAUGACGUCCAACAGGUUGCUGAUGCAGCUACAGGCCGACAUACUCUGCAUCCCCGUCGUGAAACCAUCCAUGCCGGAGACCACCGCUCUGGGCGCAGCGAUGGCGGCCGGCGCAGCGGAGGGCGUGAGCGUGUGGAGUUUGAACCCGGACGACUUGAGCGAAGUCACGUCGGAGAAGUUUGAGCCUCAGAUCAACCCCGAAGAAAGCGAGUUUCGCUAUGCCCGCUGGAAGAAAGCCGUUCAGAAGUCCAUGAACUGGGAGACCACCGAGCUUCCCACGAAUGGAAAUGGUGAAUGCAGCAUCUUCUGCAGUGCCCCGCUGGGCUUCUACAUCAUGGGCAGCAUGCUGAUGCUCAUUGGAGCCAAUUACAUUGCGGGGCACAACUAGUCUCCUGGCAGCCAGCGAGGACAAAGACCUACUGUUGCUUAUGCCCCCCCCCCUCCACUCCACAACUGACAAUUAAUGGGACCUUCCCUGUAUUUAAUUUCUGAACUAUAGCGGGAGUACGCAUGCAGUUUGUGUUUUUCUUACUAUUUUAUGAGCUUGCUUACUGCCAGGUGACUCUUGAGCCAGUUUCUGUACAUGAUGAAUUCUGCUUCUUCAUUGUUUCCCCAAAUUGGCAUUUUUCUUCCAAGUAUUUUUUGUGCACUUUAUACGGUCUUUUAGUUUUUUUGGGGGUACGAAGUCUAUAUGUUUUUCUAUUAGAAAAAUUCUAUUUAUGUGGAAUCCUCUCGUGAGCGGAAUGGAAUUCUUUUGUACACUUGAAUCCCGUCGCUCCAAAACGAUGAACAGAAAGCACUUGUUGAAUGAAUGUAGGUCAGUGUUUGUAUCUAAAAAAAGUAAA
Messenger RNA from Syngnathus acus (greater pipefish), 2279 nucleotides. RefSeq names its product glycerol kinase (gene gk). Lineage: Eukaryota; Metazoa; Chordata; Actinopteri; Syngnathiformes; Syngnathidae. The coding region runs from base 119 to 1822 and encodes 567 amino acids. The record is from RefSeq and is a predicted model, not a curated record. Gene Ontology annotation, cellular component: mitochondrion. Gene Ontology annotation, molecular function: glycerol kinase activity. The transcript is spliced from 21 exons. Gene Ontology annotation, biological process: glycerol metabolic process; glycerol-3-phosphate biosynthetic process; triglyceride metabolic process.